Messenger RNA from Dermatophagoides pteronyssinus (European house dust mite), 1021 nucleotides. Its product is annotated as casein kinase I-like. Gene Ontology annotation, biological process: protein phosphorylation. Lineage: Eukaryota; Metazoa; Arthropoda; Arachnida; Sarcoptiformes; Pyroglyphidae. Gene Ontology annotation, molecular function: ATP binding; protein kinase activity. The record is from RefSeq and is a predicted model, not a curated record.
UGGAUAUUUAUUGAUUGGAAAAAAAACUUGAAAUUUGAUUUUUUGAUCCGACUUUUUCUGGCUACACGUUGAAAUGUCAAUGUUAGCUGGUGAUAUACUAAAUGAUCGUUAUGUAAUUAAUAAAAAAUUAGGAUCCGGUUCAUUUGGUUAUGUUUAUUCGGGUAAAGAUCAGGAAAAUAUAUUCCAUAUGAUUGCAAUAAAAAUUGAAAAACCAAAUCCAAAACAAAUGAAUAUAUCAUAUCUUUAUAAUGAAUAUAAUGUUUAUCGUUUUCUAAAUAAUAAUCAUCAAGGUUUUCCAAAAUUUUAUCAUUUUCAAAAAUCAUUUGAUAAUGAACGAAAAUUUAUUAUUAUUGAACAAUUAUAUCGUAAUUUGAAUCAAUUAUUCGAUAUGUGUGAACAACGUUUUACAUUCGAUACAAUAUUGGAAAUUGCCAUACAAAUUAUAGCCAGAAUUGAAACAUUACAUUCUAUUGGUUUCAUCCAUAGAGAUUUAAAACCAGAAAAUUUUAUGAUUGGUUUUCCACAAACACAACAAUAUCGUAUUAUUCAUCUUAUUGAUUUUGGUCUUUGUCAACGUUAUCGUAAUCCAUAUACAAUGGAACAUUUUUCACCUAGUUGCCAUAAUCGUGUUGUCGGAUCAAUGUUAUUCAUGAGCUGUAAUUCACAUUUUCAAUUAAAACAAUCUAGACGUGAUGAUCUUGAAUCAUUAGCAUAUUUAUUGUUAUAUUUUUUGAAUGGUAAAAAUUUACCAUGGAAUACAAAUUCAGCUAAUGCUUUUGCCAAAAAUAAUCCAUUACAACAUUGUCGUAAAGUUGGAUCAAUGAAACAAUGUUUAACGCCCGAUGAAUUGUUUAAAAAUCAUUCAAAAGUAUUUGCCAAUUUUCUCAGUUAUGUAAGAAAUCUUGAUUUUACCGAUGAACCAGAUUAUGAAAUGAUACGUUCGGAAUUUAUAAAAUUUAAAUCAAAAAAAGAAAUUAAAUUUUCAUGGGAAUCAUAAAUUAUUGUUGUUGAUUAUUAUCAA